This is a messenger RNA of Topomyia yanbarensis, 2276 nucleotides long. RefSeq names its product carnitine O-acetyltransferase (gene CRAT). Gene Ontology annotation, biological process: carnitine metabolic process, CoA-linked. The transcript is spliced from 3 exons. Gene Ontology annotation, molecular function: carnitine O-acetyltransferase activity. Gene Ontology annotation, cellular component: peroxisome. Lineage: Eukaryota; Metazoa; Arthropoda; Insecta; Diptera; Culicidae. The record is from RefSeq and is a predicted model, not a curated record. The coding region runs from base 284 to 2152 and encodes 622 amino acids.
GAACUCUUAUCUUCGCUUGAUAGUGCUUCAUUUGGUUUUCAUUCGAUCUCGAUAUUGUGUAUGGCAAAACUCAAAACUUGUUCCAAACCGGAAUUUUCGGCUGCAUUCCGCGACAUUCAGUAACGCUUCCCGUCAUCUGUUAUCAUCUUGUUGACGUGUACACAUUCGUCGUUAUCGAGUGCAGUGCAGAAUAGUUUAUUUUUAUCAAUUCAACCUUUCGCUGUGCCUCAACACGAUUCGCGGUGAUUCUGAGCGACAAACGUAGUACCACAACCAAACAGCGAUGGCGAUGAUCAGGAUGGCACAAAGCAGGGCUAUCCCUGUUUUAGGAGUCAACGGCGGAGGUCCUCUGCUGCGAAUGUUGACGGCAGGACAUUUCAGCAGUAGUGCACUGCCAGCGCUUCCCCUGCCAAAACUGGAUGAAACAAUGAACAAACUGCUGACAACGGUCGAACCGCACGUAAACGAGGAUGGCUACAAGCGAACCAAGUCUGCCAUAGCGAAAUUUGCCGCACCCGGUGGGGUAGGAGCGAAGCUGCAAAAGCUACUGGAAGAGAGAGCGAAUACCAAGAAGAACUGGCUUUCCGAUUGGUGGUUACAGUCUGCUUACUUGGAGUAUCGUGAUCCGGUAAUUAUCUACUCUAGUCCGGGGCUUGUCUUCCCCAAAUUGAACUACGCAAGUGUAGAUGAUCAGUUGAAGUACGCUGCGAAGAUCGUCUUCGGGGCCUUACUGUACAAACGAAUGAUCGAUCGAAAUCAAAUCAAGUUGGAAAGUAUGGGAAAAGCUCCACUAGAUAUGUCCCAGUAUAAUAAGAUUUUCGGAACCUGUCGAGUACCAGGAAAACCGGCUGAUUCGUUACUGUUUCAUCCCGACUCAACGCACAUUGUAGUCGCAUCCAACAAUCAGUACUUUAAAGUGGAAGUGGGUGACUCUGACAGCAUCAUAGGUGAAGAUAAGCUAUACCAGCUACUGAGACAAUGCCAUGAAAUGUCGCAACAGAAAACGGAGCCCGUUGGAAUGCUUUCGGCCUUACCUCGGGACAGUUGGUAUGAAGCGUACGAAGCACUGCACACUGAUCCAACCAAUCAAAAAACGAUAAAAGCGAUUCAAAGUUCCCUCUUCGUUCUCUCGUUGGAUUACGAGAUCGGAAACCCGUCGGGGGACGACAUAAUCGACGCCUGCCAUUUGCUCAUUCAUGGCGGUGGAUCAACUGCCAAUUCCGGCAAUCGAUGGUAUGACAAAACCUUACAGCUUGUGGUGGGUCCUAAUGGGGUGAAUGGACUCACGUACGAACAUUCCCCGGCCGAAGGACAACCGAUCGCCGUACUGACUGAUUUUAUCAUUAACCAUAUCGCAAAAGGCGAUCAAUCUGGGGCUGUCAGAGAAAUUAAAACGCCAGAGAAAUUAGUCUUCAAUCUUUCGUCGAAAGCUCAAGAUCUUCUCCAGAAAGCGGCCGCUAGUCAUGACAAACUAAUCAGCGAUCUGGACAUGAACUAUCUUCACUACACCGGUUAUGGCAAAGGUUUCAUCAAGGGCCAGAAAAUGAGUCCGGACAGCUACAUUCAGAUGGCCAUCCAGUAUGCGUUUUUCAAACUGCACCGGGUACCGGGAGCGCACUAUGAGUCAGCUCAAACCAGAAUGUACGAAGCCGGUCGUACCGAAACUAUACGGUCCUGUUCGAACGAAUCGAUCGCCUUCGCACGUGCCAUGUUGGAAGGUGCAGCCAGUCCUGCGGAAAAACUAGCCAAACUGAGAGCGGCCGUUGAUUCGCACAAGAUGUACGCGGCGAAAGCCGUCCAGGGAUUCGGUGUUGAUCGGCAUUUGCUGGGGCUGAAACUGAUCGCCCGGGAGAAUAAUAUACCAUUGCCGGAACUGUUCAAGGACGAUGGUUUAUUGGCCAGUCAACAUAUGCGACUAUCGACCAGUCAGGUAGCGUCUCGUUACGAUGCGUUUAUGUGCUACGGACCGUUGACAGCCGAUGGGUACGGUUGUUGCUACAAUCCGAAGGAAGGUGAUAUGUGGUUCGGUAUUUCGUCAUUCCGGAGCAAUCCGGCGACGGAUUCGAAGGUGUUCCGGGAUUAUUUGCGCCAGGCGUUGGAUGAUAUGUUCGAGGUGCUGAGCAAGGCUGCGGGAGUUGUUAGUAAGCUGUAAGCUUGAUGGUAGUUUAAGGGUUCUGUUCUACCUGAGAGGGAAAAGUGAGGGACCAUUUGUGAUCGAAGAUAUUAGACGUGUUGCGGAAUAGUUUUUUUUUAAUAAAUGGUGAUGGUAUUUUUAA